AUGCUUAUUGUUCCAAAAUUAGUCAAAGAAAAACCCAUAAUAAUAAAUCGAACAAUUCAACCUACAGUUAUUGGUCAUUUAACUGAUCUCCAUUUGAACCCAGAGCAUCCACAACGUGCAGUGUUCGCCCGAAAGCAAAUAGAAGAGUUUUCAAAUAUAAUUAAGCCAACCUUAUUAAUCAUAUCCGGCGAUCUAGUUGAUGGAACAGAAACAAAAUCAGAAAUAUCUCAGCAUCGUCAAUUCCAAAGUAAUUGGGAUGUAUAUAAAGAUCUCAUACAAAAUGCAACGUUUCCAAUCAUUGCUGCUGCUGGUAACCAUGAUGAGCAUGCUCUUGAGAGACUUCAUAACAAAGAGCAUUUAUACAUACAAAACGUUGAAACAAAAAAUUUUUUCAUUGAAAAAUCGAUUUUUCAUACAGAAAACGGGAAAAUUCGUGUUAUAUUGCUCAACCCAUUCUCAUUUCCUACAUCUCCAAUGCCAUACGGAUUAGUUGUGCGCCCUUCCAGAAACACACUUGAUUUAUUAGAGAAUGAGCUAGACAAGGUCGAAUCAGACUACACAAUUCUCACAUCUCAUUUCCCAUCUCAGUGCAUUUUCGGCCAGAAAUCCUCAACAAACAAAAAAUUUGAGGAUAUAAUAAAAUUAAGUAAUUCAAAAGUGACAUCUUAUUUGGUCGGCCAUUUUCACAUGCCAAAACCAUUUACUAGACACAUUGGUGGUACUCUCGAGAUCUUUGGAUCCACGACAUCCUACUUCCAAGGCUAUGGACUACUCUCUUUCGACGGAGGCUCUGUUGUCUACAGUUUUGUAAAUUUCUCAUCAAAAGUGAAAUUUAUCGUCACCAAUCCUCCACCAGAGAAGCAGUUCAUCUCUUCAGGCGGCUUCUUAACCGAGCAGUUCAGGGUUAGAGUUGUUGUUUACGACGAAAGGAACAUGUCACUCAAAGUCUUCAUUGACAAGAAAUUCGAAAAAGAAAUGGAAAUUGAUUUGAAAGGUGAUGGCUUCGUUGUAUACGGCCUUGAUGUGCAUACUUCGAAUGGAAUGCACUCACUCAAAGUAGAAGGAGAUGGAGUUAAGUAUGAGACCGAGUUUUUAGUUUCGAAAUCUAGAGAAAAACAAAAAGAGAAAAGUGUCAAAUUUUUCAUCAAAUUUAAUUCAAUGAUUUUUGUGCUAUCUGUCAUAGUUUUAUACCUUGUUUUCACCACCUUGACACCGUUCAUCCUCAAGUGUCAGUCUUUUACCACCUACAUUUCCAAGUUUGGCAUUUGGCUGACAUCUGAAACUGAGGACAAAUUCACAAUGAGAGGUUUUAUGAAAUCUGUUUUCCUUGGUCCCUUCUUCAUCUCCUUCUCCAUCCUGAAGAUUCCGAGGAAGUUCUGGAUCUGCUACAUCGUGACUUUCGUCUCCUUCUUCUGCCUUCCCAUGUACUUCAUGAGAUACGAUGACACAUUCGUUAUGACAUUAACAUGGUGCGUCAUCACGAGGGCUGGAUUGAACGCGUGUGUCAUGUGCUUCAUUGUGAUUAACAUAGGAAUAGGGCUAUACUUCGUACCUUUCCUUUUCCUAGGAAGCAUCGCUUUCUCACAGCACCCAGUCAACCAUUUCGUGAAUGCAGAGAUGCUGAUUCUCAACGUGAUCCCCCUAGUUUUCAUCGUAUUGAGCCAGAUCCUGUGUGUAACUGCUGACGGACCGUUUUCCGCUCUAUUCUCGCCUCUGACCCUGUUUUCUCUUACGAUGUACGUGCUUCUAUCUUUCGUCAUUUGGAGAGAGAGAUUAAAACAGAUAAAAUCUGAGAUUAUAAUUCAGAACCAGAAAGAUAUCAAAGCUGAUACUCAGCAAAUUGUUUUGUAG
Trichomonas vaginalis G3 is the source of this 1851-nucleotide messenger RNA. Its product is annotated as metallo-dependent phosphatases family. The coding region runs from base 1 to 1851 and encodes 616 amino acids. Gene Ontology annotation, molecular function: hydrolase activity. The transcript has a single exon. Lineage: Eukaryota; Parabasalia; Trichomonadida; Trichomonadidae. The record is from RefSeq and is a predicted model, not a curated record.